GUCUUUAACUCUUUCGAUUUCCCUUUGAAAUCACUACUGACGUGUUGGUAUUUCGUACCUACUUCGAAAGAAUUUCAUUGAUUUUGUUUUAAAUCAUACCUUCUAAACAACCGUUUUACGAUUUUCAAUACAAACUGAUCAAGAAAUGGAAAGCAAACGUGACGAAUUUCGUCGUUAUUUAGAGAAGGCAGGAGUCAUGGACGCUCUGACAAAAGUUUUGGUUGGACUCUAUGAAGAGCCAGAGAAACCAAAUGAUGCAUUGAUGUACCUAAAAACCCACCUGAGUGUUGCCCAUCCCGAUCAGGCUGAACUGGAGUCCAUGAGGAAUGAAUUGCAUUUUGCUCGGAGACAAGCUGAGAUGUUGAAGGAGGAGAAUCAAAGGCUGUCUGCAGAACUUCAAAAGUACUUGGCUGUAGAAAGUUUGAGUAAGGAGGAACCUUCUGAACAAAGUACACCUGAUCAUGAUGAACAGAUAAAUUGAGGCCACUUCCAUCUGUCAAAUCACUACCUUCUGUGCCUUGACAUUUAACUCAUUUAUUAUGUAUUUCAUGUUCAUUAUUAAAUAAAAAACUUGAUUCUGAAGCAAAA
Molecule: messenger RNA, 588 nt
Organism: Daphnia pulex (common water flea)
Lineage: Eukaryota; Metazoa; Arthropoda; Branchiopoda; Diplostraca; Daphniidae
Product: c-Myc-binding protein-like
Exons: 3
Coding region: 146-481 (111 amino acids)
Biological process (GO): regulation of DNA-templated transcription
Cellular component (GO): nucleus
Molecular function (GO): transcription coactivator activity
Source: RefSeq, a predicted model, not a curated record